Messenger RNA from Macrosiphum euphorbiae (potato aphid), 1419 nucleotides. The record is from the annotation of a GenBank genome assembly. NCBI's taxonomy places the organism in Eukaryota, Metazoa, Arthropoda, Insecta, Hemiptera, Aphididae.
AUGGGUCGCAAAAAGAAGAAGCAGUCCAAGCCAUGGUGCUGGUAUUGCAACCGUGAAUUUGAUGAUGAAAAAAUUUUAAUUCAGCAUCAAAAGGCAAAACAUUUUAAAUGCCACAUAUGUCAUAAAAAACUAUACACUGGUCCUGGUUUAUCAAUUCAUUGUAUGCAGGUUCACAAAGAAACAAUAGACAAAGUGCCCAAUGCACUUUCACAUCGUUCUAAUAUUGAAAUAGAAAUUUAUGGAAUGGAAGGAAUUCCUGAGGAUGAUAUGAAAGAACACGAGCGACAAAAGUCUGGUGGCAAAGGUACACGAUCGGAUAGUGAUGAUGACGCUGGGCCACCUGUAAAGAAAAAACCUGAGUAUUCAAAUCCAGCUGGUCCUUCCAUGAUGCCACCUUAUAAUCCUAUGAUGAAUCAUAUGCAAGCUAUGGGCCCUCCUUAUAUGGGACCAGGAAUGCCAAUGAUGGGUCCUUCUGUUUCUGUCGGUCCUAUGCCACCUGGUCAACCUGUGGGAAUGGGAAAUAAGCCAUUAUUCCCUAGUGCUGCAGCAAUUGCUAGUAACUCUGAUGUUCGUUCAAAUAGCACAAUGCUAUCUGGUGGUCCAGUUGGUGGCCUUAAUAAGUCAGCAUUUCCAGCUUACUCUGGGAAUGACAAUGAUUCAAAAUCAAAAUCACUUAUUAGUUCUACUGGAACAUCUAGUAAAAUAAUUCAUCCAUCAGAAGAUAUUUCUUUAGAAGAACAUAAAGCUCGUUUUCCUAAGUAUGUUAUUCAUAUGGACAUUCAAAAUCCAUUACCAACAAACAUAUCUGAGCAACAUCAACUCGGUGCACCACUCAUGUCACCUCAUGGUCAAGUGUCUCCUGUAACUCAACAAUUUCAACAACAACAACAACAACAACAACAGCAGCAACAUCAACAGCAGCAGCAGCAGCAGCAAUUGCAACAGCAACUUCAUCAGCAACAACAACAACAACAACAGCAGCAGCAGCAGCAUCAGCAGCAGCAGCAGCAGCAGCAACAACAGCAGCAGCAGCACCACCAUCAUCAACAUCAACAACACCAACAAGCAAUUCAAAAUGAGAUGGAACGACAAGUAGCUGCUAUGGCAGCAGUUAUGCAACAACAACAACAGCAGCAGCAGCAGCAGCAGCAACAGCGAUUUGCUGCACCAGUUAUAUCAAUGCCUAAUAUGAUGCCCCAGCCUCCUACUGUUUUUAUGGCUCAGCAAAUGCCUACUCUUUUACGGCCUUCUUUAGGUGGCUUACCACCUCAUGCUAUGAGCAUGCUAAGGCCUCAAAUGCCUAUUCAUCCAGGUUUAAUGGUUAACCCACCGAUGGUCAAUCCUUAUGCUCCCGGUGGACCAAUGGGCUUCCCAGGCGCUCAAAUGUUAGCUCCGAUGAUGCACCCUCGCUUCAGAUGA